AUGGAGCACACGGGGAUCGAAGAGGUGAACCAAACGCACCAGCAGCACGAGCCCAUCAGUUUCGGAAUAGACCAGAUCUUGAACAGCACGGACCAGUCCAGCGGCUGCAUGCUGCCGAACCGGACCGGCGACGCGGAUUACGCGCUGGCCCCCAACGUGUACGCCAACGGCUACAACGGCGUGUACAACCCGGCCUGCUCCAUGGCGGCGGGGCUGGCGGGCUCCUACAACGUCAACAUGAACAUGAACGUCAGCAUGAACAUGAACAUGAACGUCAACGUCAACUCGGCGGGCGCCGGCGGCGUGAUCCGCGUGCCGGCCCACAGACCCAUGCCCCCCGCCGCGCCGCAUCCGCACCCGCAUUCGCACCCGCACCCGCCGCCCACCCACCCGCCGGGCAUCGCCGCCGCCGCCGCCGCCGCCGCCGGCCUGCCCUCGGUGACGUCCAUGGCGGGGAUGGGCAACGCGGCCAACUUCACCUUCCCCUGGAUGGAGAGCAGCAGGAGGUUCGCCAAGGACAGACUAACAGGGGAGCAGGCAGAGGACAGCCAAGCGGGAGGGGCCACCGGGGGGCCGGGGGCCACCGAGUCCCUGCCAGGCCUCUGUCCUCUCCCCCAGGGGGACAUCAGCAGGGUCUCCGCCUGGAGCACUGUGGAGACGUUAGCCAAAUGCUAUUACCCCGAGCUCGCUCACCUGCGAGACGUCAAGGGGCCUCUAGCCGACUAUGCGUUUCCGAAGGGCGCGUGCCCAGCCGCUCUCUCGCCCUUUUCCGUGACCCGUCGUAUCGGGCACCCCUACCAGAACCGGACGCCGCCCAAGAGGAAAAAGCCGCGCACGUCCUUCAGCCGCGUGCAGAUCUGCGAGCUGGAGAAACGCUUCCACCGGCAGAAGUACCUGGCUUCCGCCGAGCGCGCGACCCUGGCCAAGGCGCUGAAGAUGACGGACGCGCAAGUGAAAACCUGGUUUCAGAACAGACGAACAAAAUGGCGGAGGCAGACAGCGGAGGAGCGCGAGGCGGAGCGGCAGCAGGCCAACCGGCUGAUGCUGCAGCUGCAGCAGGAAGCCUUCCAGAAGACGCUGAACCAGCCGCUGCAGCAAGACCCCCUGUGCCUGCACAACUCCUCCCUGUACGCCCUGCAGAACCUGCAGCCCUGGGCAGAAGACAAUAAGGUGACCUCCGUCACCUCUAUAGCUUCUGUGGUGUGA
This is a messenger RNA of Lampris incognitus (smalleye Pacific opah), 1206 nucleotides long. RefSeq names its product T cell leukemia homeobox 2 (gene tlx2). Gene Ontology annotation, molecular function: DNA-binding transcription factor activity, RNA polymerase II-specific; RNA polymerase II cis-regulatory region sequence-specific DNA binding. Gene Ontology annotation, cellular component: nucleus. The record is from RefSeq and is a predicted model, not a curated record. NCBI's taxonomy places the organism in Eukaryota, Metazoa, Chordata, Actinopteri, Lampriformes, Lampridae. Bases 1 to 1206 code for a protein of 401 amino acids. The transcript has 4 exons. Gene Ontology annotation, biological process: regulation of transcription by RNA polymerase II; animal organ development.